Capsella rubella is the source of this 732-nucleotide messenger RNA. RefSeq lists its product as uncharacterized. Lineage: Eukaryota; Viridiplantae; Streptophyta; Magnoliopsida; Brassicales; Brassicaceae. The transcript has a single exon. The record is from RefSeq and is a predicted model, not a curated record.
ACGUGACAACCUUUUUUUAUUUUUUAAUGUAUUAAUUACUAUAUGAGUAAAGAGCCAAGUAGGCACUUUCACAAGCACAAACAAAUGUAAAAUAAAAUACAGCAUAAUGAAAAUAAUCAAAAGGAAUUUAAAGGUACAAAUCAUGUAACGGAGGUAUAUAUGCGUAAAUAACCAAACCAAAACACGUACGUAGCACAAUGAAAACAACUGAUUACAACUAUAAUAUAAUAAAAGAUACAUUAGUCACACAUGACGUGAUACUUCAAGGAGUAGAUGUAGAAGGUGGAAGAGAGAAGAACGGAAUGGAUGGGAGAUUAGUCGGAAGUGAAGGAAACACUGUCGGAAACGAAGGCAACGUUGGCAUUGGAGGCAUUGCAGUGGGUAUUGUGGGAAGAGUUGGUUGUGGCAAAGUUGAUGGCAUUGGAAACGGAGGCAUUGCAGUGGGCAUUGUGGGAAGAGUUGGUAGAGAUGGUUGUGGCAACGUUGAUGGCAUUGGAGGUAGUCCCAUUGUCGGGAUAGGCAGGUUAGGAAUUUGAGGAAGAGGUUGUUGCUGUUGCUGGAGAAGGCGCCGUGAGGCUGAACAAGUGUUGAUCAUACUAGAUGUAGAGAGACUCACUAAGAAAGCGAUGAGAACGAGCUUGUAUGAUGCCAUGUUUUUGCGUAUGCUGAUGAAACUCUAGUUAUGGUUAAGGCUCUCUAGCUGGUUUGCUUCACUUGUAUUUGCUUUGUGUU